Molecule: messenger RNA, 2320 nt
Organism: Sclerotinia trifoliorum
Lineage: Eukaryota; Fungi; Ascomycota; Leotiomycetes; Helotiales; Sclerotiniaceae
Source: the annotation of a GenBank genome assembly
UGUGAGUAAUUGCAAGCAACUGCAAGCAAGUGUAAAGCCAAGUGCGAGCAUGAACCUGCAAGCCAUGGGGUAAGCAUGGGUCAUCUACAACCCAUCAUGAGUCCUACAAUGCAAUAUUUACCCGCUGCGAAGAAUCUCAAUUGAGAAUAACCUGAUACCUUAUGCUAUCAAUUCUCAUGGGCUUUUUUGGGCGUCUCGAUCUCUUACAAUCUUGUACGACGUCCCCAUUUAUGUCAAGAUAGCCAAUCAUUACGAUUGAGUUAUCACAUCUUCCAGACCUCGCCUUUAUCUUCGCAAUGAUGCUCUUCUAGCUUCUCUGUUAGUUGGCUGAAAUUUUCAAAAUAUUUCUUACCCUCGUUUUCUUUUGUCUUUUGUCUUCAAUCUUCCUAUUCGAUUGGAAAUUGUGUUCGGUAUGAAGUCGUGGUCAUGCAAUCCUUGAGCAGGUUUCUCAAUGAUGCGCAAAUGGCUUGGUUAAUCUCUUCUAUCAAUUGUUGUGCGGCGGGGGAAGAUGUGGGGAGUUGUGGUAAGCAGAUAAAUAAGAAGUCUGCAGUUAUGAAUAGCUCUAACAAAACAUCAAGAACCAGAAAAAUCAAUGCGCAUAGUAAAUGGACAACCUCAGUUAAUAUCCCCACCAUUAUCACAACCAUUAGAAAAACCACAGACAUCAUCUGCUUUGGAGAGACCACAAACUAGAGGGAAAGAAUGGUCUACUAGUCGAUCAAGGACAUCAAGUCGUGGAAGUUUUAGCUUGAGAAGAAACUUAUCAUCUCGUGCUUCAAAUCGAAUGGUGAUUAGUGCUCCAUAUAACUUCCAACAUCAUACGGAAACGAGUUAUGUGAGGGAACCCGAACGAGUCGUUAUUAGGAAUGAGCCAAAAUUGCGACCAUUGGAGCUGAGCAUAUAUUCACCAGGAAACCGAUUAUCACCCUUACCAGAGUUUGGACCUCAUACAAAUGAUGAGAAAAAUGAUCGUACUUUACUUCAUAUGAGGAGCGAGUCGGCAUUGGAAUUUCGGGUGCCUAGGAAACCAGUUCUGUCCACGGUUGUUGAAAGGAGGUCAAUGAACGCCGAGGAGUUGUUGGAUGCGUUAGCGAAUGAUUUACCUCAGGAGCGCCCUACACGAUUAAGAGCAAAUACGGAACCACUUGCGUAUGAAAGAGUCAAAUCUGCGUUAUUGGAAAAUAUAGAAUUGGAUAAACGACUAAAAGAACUUGAUGAAGCUAUCGAAAGAAGAAGUAUUUAUCUAGCCAGUCGACCAACAAGUCGUGCAAGCCGAGCUGAAAGUCGGCAAGAACGACGUGAGAGUAUAUACUCAGAAUUCACGGGUAAGCUUUUAGUUAAUUGCCAUAUCUUAAAUACAACACGUCUAACGGAACCAAAGAACCCAUGCCCGCCAUCAGGGAUCUUCCACUCCACAACACCAAUCGUCGCCCCCAAACAGCUCCCUCACGACCCCGCCGUCUAAAAUCCAUAGAUUCUUCUCUCCGCGCCCCGAAACUCCUUAAAGAACGCCCAUUACCUCCUCCUCUUCCCCUAGUUCUCCAAACCCCUCAAGUUGCCGCUCGAAGCAAAUCUCUUUCGCGCGUCUCCUCCUGGUUAUUCUCAUCCGAACAACAUCACUCUCGCCACAUGUCUCUCGAUUCAGUUACCAACACCCCCAAACCCGUAACAUCUAGACAGGGUUUCUAUCAAUGUAUCGAAGUAAAAGAAGUCGAGAACCCGCUUAGUGCGAGCAGUGUGAGUAGUAUGACAAGUGAGAAUGAUAACGAAGAUUAUGAAGCGACGAGUUGGAGCGAAAGUCCAAGUCUUGGACAUGGUGAUAGGGAUGUUAAUGAUUUGGGUUAUGGAGCGAGAAUUAGUGUGGAUAGUAAGAGGUUACAAGUUGCGCCACCUAGUAGAGAUGGAGCGAGGACAUUUGGAGGAAGUGAAAAGAGUGAGGAGGCGAGGUGGAGUAUGGCUUAUGGAUAUGGAAGGGAUAGUGUUGGAGUUGCUUUCUAAUAUCUUGGUUGUACUGUAUAAAUAUACGGAUGGCAAUAAAUGAGGUUUGGAUCUGGCGGUAUGGUUGAUCGUUGGUAUGGUAGGUCUGUUUGGUUUGGUUUGUUUGGUUUGGUUUGUUUGGUCUGGUUGAUUUGUUUGGUCUGGUUGAUCUGGAUGGUUUUCAAGGUUCUUUAAAAGGGGGGAAAGGGUCAGGAUACUUCUUUAUGAUACCACCUAUUGUACUUGCGGCGUUGCGAUUUUACAUAUACCUAUUUAAGAUAUUAGUAAUGAGGAAGUGUAUGGAUAAUAUAGAUCUGUUCUAGUUGAGGAUAUCGAUGAACUC